AUGCAAUUAUCUGUCUGCAAUGUUGCGAUCGCAAUUGUCGCGAUCGGUUUACUCAAUUAUAUUUGGACAGUCGUUCAAGCGAGGACUACAUUACCGAGCGGGCCGCUGCCAUGGCCAAUCGUUGGAAAUACCUUUGCUUUAUCCAAACUUCCCGAGCUAACAUUGACGGAAAUGAGAAAGCGUUAUGGUGAUGUAUUUACGGUCUUUAUUGGCACACGACCUUGCCUUAUUGUCAAUGGAGUCAACAAAGUCAAAGAAGCUUUGCUCAAGAAUUCUGUAACAUUUGGAGGUCGUCCUAAUCUCAUGUUAUUUAAAUUUUUUGAAAUCCCCAAUGGUCCUGUUGGCAUAAGUGCUACUGAUUAUACACCAACUUUGCGCCUUCACCGAAAAGUUACCCAUACAGCUAUUCGCAAUUAUACACAGGCGUCUGGAAGUGAUGCUGCUAAAUUUGAGCAGCUUGUAAGAGGAGAAAUUAACAAAUUAAUCAAAGUCAUAGAGAAACAUGAAUCAAAACCAUUUGAUGUCUUACCCGAUCUGCUCAAUUCUGUAACUUUCUUGAUAUUCACCGUUUGCUUUGGACCUGAUAGUUUCGAAAAGUAUAUCGAUAGAAAAUCACUUGAAAAACUAUCUGCAGCACUGACAGUCUUUGAUGAAUAUAUAAGUAUGAACAACAUUUUUGAUACAUUCCCCUUCCUCUAUCAUUUACUCAUGAAGAUACCCUCUAAAACAAAUCGAGAGCUUGAAGCCUUGACCAAUGAUUUACUAUCUAUGCUGGAAAAAGAACUCGAAACGCAUAAAGAAACCUACGAUCCCGAUACCGUUAGAGAUAUUUUAGAUGCUAUGAUAAAAGCUAAGCGAGAAGCUGAAGAUGAAGAAAGGGAUGAUAAAGCUUCAAUGCUGGAUGAUUAUUCACUUAUUGGCACGAUUGGUGACUUAUUUUUUGCUGGCAUGCAAACCACAUCCUAUACAGUUCAAUGGUAUUUAUUGUUCAUGAUUACUCAUCCGCAAAUUCAGAAAAAAGUCCAUGAUGAAUUAGACCAAAUUGUAGGACGCAAUAACUAUCCAGCGAUAGAAAAUCGUAGUUCCCUCAAGUUCUUAGAUGCUACAAUCUCGGAAACGUUACGAUUAAGUAGUAUUGUACCUUUGUCGUUACCUCAUGCACCUUUGAAAGAUAUUGAAAUAUUUGGUCAAAAGAUACCCAAGGGCACAGCUGUAUGGGUCAAUUUGUGGUCUGUUCAUCAUGAUGAGGCAUUGUGGCCUAAUGCUAAACAGUUUCAGCCUCAACGAUUUCUCGAUAAAAAUGGUGAUCUAAUAAAGUCCCCCAAUUUGAUACCAUUCUCAGUUGGAACGCGAACUUGCAUUGGUGAAUCCCUUGCUCGCUAUGAAUUAUUCAUGUACAUCUCUCACUUGAUGAAUCACUUUGAAUUUAAAAUGGCUGAAUCCCAAGAGUCUUAUGAUUUACAACCGAGACCGGGUUUAGUCCAUGGAUGUAAAUCAUAUAAACUUAUAGCGACCCCUCGAAAAUAA
Trichoplax adhaerens is the source of this 1527-nucleotide messenger RNA. RefSeq lists its product as uncharacterized. Gene Ontology annotation, biological process: hormone biosynthetic process; progesterone metabolic process. The record is from RefSeq and is a predicted model, not a curated record. Lineage: Eukaryota; Metazoa; Placozoa; Uniplacotomia; Trichoplacea; Trichoplacidae. Bases 1 to 1527 code for a protein of 508 amino acids. Gene Ontology annotation, molecular function: steroid 17-alpha-monooxygenase activity; heme binding; iron ion binding. The transcript has 2 exons.